Molecule: messenger RNA, 816 nt
Organism: Schizosaccharomyces octosporus yFS286
Lineage: Eukaryota; Fungi; Ascomycota; Schizosaccharomycetes; Schizosaccharomycetales; Schizosaccharomycetaceae
Product: histone H3 h3.1
Exons: 1
Coding region: 97-507 (136 amino acids)
Cellular component (GO): nucleosome
Molecular function (GO): DNA binding; structural constituent of chromatin; protein heterodimerization activity
Source: RefSeq, a predicted model, not a curated record
UGAUCAAAUUUUUAGGGCUCACUCUAUAUAUAUAAGGACGCGCCUGCAGUCGCCAAAAGUCUACUCUACAACUACACAAUACAGCAAUUCUGAAAAAUGGCUCGUACCAAGCAAACCGCACGUAAAUCCACUGGUGGUAAGGCUCCUCGUAAGCAACUUGCAUCUAAGGCCGCCCGUAAGGCUGCUCCCGCUACUGGUGGUGUCAAGAAGCCUCACCGUUAUCGUCCCGGUACCGUCGCUCUUCGUGAAAUUCGUCGUUACCAAAAGUCUACUGAAUUGUUGAUUCGUAAGCUUCCAUUCCAACGUUUGGUUCGUGAAAUUGCCCAAGAUUUCAAGACUGAUUUGCGUUUCCAAUCCUCUGCAGUCGGUGCCCUUCAAGAAGCUGUCGAAGCUUACCUUGUCUCCCUCUUCGAAGACACCAACUUGUGUGCUAUUCACGGUAAGCGUGUCACUAUUCAACCCAAGGAUAUGCAAUUGGCUCGUCGUCUUCGCGGUGAACGCGCUUAAUCAUUAAGUUGAUGAUUACCAUUUUGUUUAUCUCAAAGCGUUAAUUUAUGCUAUGUAUGAAUUCGUAUGGGUUUAUUAAUUGGAUGAGUGUUACUUUAUUCCGUGUUCUUUUCUUUCGCAUUGUCAUUCUUGUUUAUUAAUUGAUUUUUCUUUUCAUUCCGUGGACUUGUUGGAUGAGCUCGGGCGGGUUCUCGAACCAUCUAUGAUAGCUUUUCUAUGGUUGAAUGUGUUCUUUGCUUCUUUUAGUUAGUUGGUACUUAACCUUUUAACUAUUAUAUUUAGUAAUGUUAUUUUUUUUGCGCGCAAAUA